Molecule: messenger RNA, 1254 nt
Organism: Aaosphaeria arxii CBS 175.79
Lineage: Eukaryota; Fungi; Ascomycota; Dothideomycetes; Pleosporales
Product: impact family protein
Exons: 1
Biological process (GO): regulation of translational initiation
Cellular component (GO): cytoplasm
Molecular function (GO): protein binding
Source: RefSeq, a predicted model, not a curated record
GCUCAACUUGGGAUAGUUACCAUAACUCAUCCUACAUCAAUCAUCCAUCCCAUUAACUUACCUAUCAAUCUAUGCAUACUUAAAAAGUGACCUGUUAAAACAAAAUUCCCUCGCACCUACAGCAGCAAUGACCAGCAUCGACAAUGAUGCCAUAUUGGACGAACUCACAACCAUAAACUCCAUAUACGAAGAAGGCACCUUAACACCCAUCUCCACCAACAAUGAACCCUCACUACUCUUCAGUCUGCGACUACCCUCUCUCCCAUCCGUCACAUUACGCCUGGAAUUCCCCCCGGACUACCCAGACGCACCGCCAUCAAUCCUAGGCACGCAAUCCGUAGGCGACGACCUACCAAAAGGCGUCGGCAAGCAAGUCGUCGACGUCGUAAGAGACGUCCUAGCAGCGACAUACCGGCCCGGCGAGGCAUGUAUAUUCGAUCUCCUCGAAGAAGUCCGCGAAGCAAUUGAGAAAGCAGAAGAGCAAGGAACAUUGCACCUACACGACGAACCAGCAGCAGCACAGCAUGGCGCCGACGACACAUCAAACAUCAGCACAUCAACCCCCUUCCAAAGCGAAGACCUAGGCCCCGAACCCCCCUGGACAAUCGCCCUCCCCAUCACCGAGAAAAAAUCCAUCUUCCUAGCACGCGUCGCCCCCGUCUCCUCACCCGCCCAAGCAAAGUCCUACGUCCACCACCUGCUGUCCACAGACAAGAAGGCCGCGCGCGCAACGCACAACAUGACAGCCUGGAGGAUCCGCGGCCCCAACGACACGAGCUACCAGGACUGCGACGACGACGGGGAGACGGCGGCGGGGGGUCGCAUGCUGCAUCUGAUGCAGUUGAUGGAUGUGUGGGACGUCAUGGUGGUGGUGACGAGGUGGUAUGGGGGUGUGCAGUUGGGGCCGGAUCGGUUUAGGAUUAUUAAUUCGGCGGCGAGGGAGGCGUUAAUUUUGGGGGGUUUCGCUGGGAAGGAUGGGGAGGGGAAGAAGAAGAAGAAAUGAUGUUUGGGGUUUAUGUUGGGGGUUUUGGCCAACUAGAGGUUUUAUCUUUUGUUAUACAGUUGUGGCAUCAGGAGUUGUAUCGACUCAGGACUUGCUCGUUGCAAGACGUCCAAUUCGUAGAGAGGAUUCACACAUUCAGAUCUAGUUUGCAGUCGACAGCUCGUCGAGCCUGUCGAUGAGACUGUGUAUCUCUUCCUCCUGCAAGCGUGUUUCCUCCACAUCCACCGGCCUUCGAAUCCCCCUAUACUUCC